Molecule: messenger RNA, 4686 nt
Organism: Pyrgilauda ruficollis (rufous-necked snowfinch)
Lineage: Eukaryota; Metazoa; Chordata; Aves; Passeriformes; Passeridae
Gene: GATA2
Product: GATA binding protein 2
Exons: 6
Coding region: 828-2228 (466 amino acids)
Biological process (GO): positive regulation of angiogenesis; positive regulation of miRNA transcription; cell fate commitment
Cellular component (GO): nucleus
Molecular function (GO): zinc ion binding; RNA polymerase II cis-regulatory region sequence-specific DNA binding; DNA-binding transcription factor activity, RNA polymerase II-specific
Source: RefSeq, a predicted model, not a curated record
GCCGGGGGAGGCCGGCUCCAGCUCCCAACCCCCAGCGCUGCCCGCCGCGGGGGCGGCCCCGGGGGCAGCAGCGGCAGCAGCAUCCUCGGGGCCGCCCCGCUGCCCCCGCCCGCAGCCCCCGGUGGGGCUCGGCUGCAGCCCCGCACGGCCCCGGCCGCGCCGUCGGGCUGGAGCCGCGGCCGCUGCCCCGCGAGCCGAGCGGCUGCUCCCCGCCGCCCCCGCCCCGAUCCCGGGCAGGAACGGUGUCCUCGCCCCGCGCCCAGCUAGGAGGGCUGAAGGAUUGCGAUCAGCGUUUCCCUUUUUCCCCGAAAGCAGAGGCUGAGGAACGGGACAGGAGCGCCUGGGGAACGGGACAGGCAGCAGCGCCCGGCCGCGCUCCGGGGAGUUGUUUGUGCCUUUCCCAUUAUUAUUAUUUUCCGCCCCAAAGGCGGACCGGUUUAUCCGCACCUUGGCGGGUGGCGAAGCCAGGCCGGCGCCCCGGCUGUUGCCGCUGAACUGCAGCACAAACUCCGCAGAAAGCGCCUGUUGAUUCGGGAUGCACCUCCGCUCCCCGCCCCAAAGUGCACGAGUGCUGCCCUGGCGCUUCCCCGGACCUGCCUCCGCUACCCGCCUGUUGACAGAGGGACACGCUGACUUCUGGGGUCCUCUCCCACGCCUCAGAGGGCGCGCUCCGGUCACCCGGCGGUUUUCUUUCUAAGAAAAGCCACCCCAAUAUCUUAAAACCCACCAGGCAGCGUCAAAAGCGACCCCCCGAGCAGCACUCCCCGCCCCCACCGAGCGCCGCUCGCUCCCGGCCCGGGGGUGGGUGAAAGGGGAGGCCCGAGGCCAUGGAGGUGGCCACGGAUCAGCCUCGCUGGAUGGCCCACCACGCCGUGCUCAACGGGCAGCACCCCGACAGCCACCACCCCGGGCUGCCUCACAACUACAUGGAACCAGCGCAGCUCCUACCUCCGGAUGAAGUCGACGUCUUCUUCAACCACCUGGACUCCCAGGGCAACCCUUACUACGCCAAUUCCGCCCAUGCCCGGGCCAGGGUCUCCUACAGCCAGGCACACGCCCGCCUGACCGGGAGUCAAAUGUGCCGGCCUCAUCUUAUCCACAGCCCCGGGAUCCCUUGGCUGGACAGCAGCAAGGCGGCACUGUCUGCCCAUCACCACAACCCCUGGACCGUCAGCCCCUUCACCAAGACACCCCUUCACCCCUCGGCGGCAGGAGCGCCUGGGGCCAUCUCGGUGUACCCGGGCAGCAGCACCUCCAGCACCGCCUCCGUGUCUUCGCUCACCCCGGCCUCGCACUCCGGCUCCCACCUCUUCGGCUUCCCCCCGACCCCUCCCAAGGAAGUGUCCCCAGACCCCAACUCCACCAGCGCCGCCUCCCCUUCUUCCUCCGCCGGGGCUCGGCAGGAGGACAAAGACAGCAUCAAGUACCAAGUGUCGCUGUCGGAGGGGAUGAAGAUGGAGAGCGCCAGCCCGCUCAGAAGCAGCCUCACCAGCAUGGGGGCCCAGCCCUCUACCCACCACCCCAUCCCCACCUACCCCUCCUACGUGCCGGCAGCCCACGACUACAGCAGCAGCCUCUUCCACCCGGGCAGCUUUCUGGGGGGCCCCGCGUCCAGCUUCACCCCCAAGCCGCGGAGCAAGGCCAGGUCCUGCUCGGAAGGCAGAGAGUGUGUGAACUGUGGAGCCACCGCCACCCCUCUCUGGAGAAGAGACGGCACCGGGCAUUACCUGUGCAACGCCUGCGGGCUCUACCACAAAAUGAACGGCCAAAACCGACCUCUCAUUAAACCCAAGCGAAGGCUGUCAGCGGCCAGGAGAGCAGGGACUUGUUGUGCCAACUGUCAGACAACCACCACGACCUUAUGGCGACGUAAUGCAAACGGGGACCCAGUUUGUAAUGCCUGUGGACUCUACUAUAAAUUGCACAAUGUGAACAGGCCUCUGACCAUGAAAAAGGAAGGAAUUCAGACCAGGAAUAGGAAAAUGUCCAACAAAUCAAAGAAAAGCAAGAAAGGCUCUGAGUGUUUUGAGGAACUGUCCAAGUGCAUGCAGGAGAAGUCGUCUCCCUUCAGCGCUGCUGCCCUUGCCAGUCACAUGGCACCCAUGGGGCAUUUGCCCCCUUUCAGCCACUCUGGACACAUCCUACCAACGCCUACCCCCAUCCACCCAUCUUCCAGCAUCUCAUUUGGACACCCACACCCAUCCAGCAUGGUUACAGCCAUGGGAUAAAACCUGAUGACCAAGAGACCCAUCCAGAUAUUAAGAACAUGGGACUUUGCCUAAGGUGACACCAAGUAAGACAAUGUUCUGCCAAGAGGAGAAUGUAGGGAUGGCAAAAGGAGACCUUUGCUCCCAUGUGGUUAACUUUUAAUGCUGGACUAAAACCUUGCAAAUGAUGGGUCUUCUGCAGAAAUGUGUAGUGGUGCCUGUAAUGCACUUUGCCCCCUCAGGUAUAAGAAAAAAGAACUCACCUGUUCGAUACUUAAUGGUCCAGCAGGAAGCAAAAGAUGGCAGAAGCUGAAAGAGAAGGCUCGGAACUGGUUUUCCUUUCUCUCUUUGUUAUUACUGUGAAUAUUGUAAAGAGAUAUAAGCAGCCUCCCAGGAUGGAAUUGGCUCACUGGAAGCCAGACAUGCUGGAUUUCUAUUGCGGACUUUGUUUGGGAUAGGGGAAAAAAAAAGAAGAAAAAAAGCCAAAAAAAGAAAAGUAGAAAAAAAAAAAACAAGAGAAAGAAAAGGGCAUCUUUAUUAAACCUUAAGUUUUAAAAUCACACACAAAGUCAUAUUUAUUUUGUUUUCCACAAAAAGCCUCAACCCCUCUGAUUGCAUGUUUUUGUGCUGUCAUUUGCAAUGGCUACCCUGUAAGAAAAGCUGCCUUCAAAACAAGGAGAGGGGAAAUGUACUCAACAGCCCUCUUGGAUUAGCUCCAUCUAUCUUCCAUACCAAAGUUACUAGGAAGGGGGAAAAGAUUGCGAGGGCGAGGAACAAAGCAAAAAUGUAGCUGUAAUACGGGAUUUUAAUAUACCCAGGAUGGUGAUUAUUUUGACACAAUUCCUUCAUUCUUCCAAACAUGAAAGAUUUAUUUAAAAAAAGGGCCCCUCUCCCAACUACCCUAUUGUUCCUCAAACCAGACAACCUAGGUCAGAAAAACUGUUGGGAAAAAAACUCUGGGGAAGGCAAUCCUGCACUAGCAAGGGGUGGAUAGCUGCAACACAAUUUUGGUAAAUGCCUGUAGAAGUUCUAACACAGCCAAAACUAUAAUGGGGCAUAAAACCCAUCCUGCUCGCAGACUUUGGAGGUUGAAGCAUUUUGUUCUGUUGUGUUGGCAGCUGUCGCUUAAAAAUGCAGAUUAGCUGCUUGGGUAAACUUUGGGCAGUGUGGGCACCACAUGCACAUGCAGCCAGCGCCUGCUGUCUCAGGCACCCAGCCCCGGUGGAGCCCACCGGGAGGAAGGGCAGAAAUGAGGCUGAGAUCACUGGAGAGGGGAAAAAGAGAGACAAUCAGUUUGAGCUUCACACAUCCAUCAAAUCCCAGACACAGAGACAGCUGAGGGAAAGCAUCGUUCUAAGGGGAACGUCUGUUUUCCGUAGUGGAUUUUAUAUGAAAACCUGAAAAGAACAAAAAAAAAAAAAAAAAAAAAAUUAAAUCUCCCAUUAUGAAACCAUAUUGUACGUAAAUGACCGAAUACAAAGCUAUUGCCAAUGUGAAGUGUAUUCUAUUGAUUGUUAUGAUCUGAUGCCUCUCGUGAACACAAGCUCCAGUAUAACAUAAGGUGUACAUAUUUAGGUAUACUUCUGAUGAAAAUGCCCCAAUGAACAGAGGGGUUUGAUAAUGUAAACCACGUAAGCUUAACUCUGUGAAAAGCUUUUUAUUUUAUUUUUUUAAAUUUUAACUAUUUUGUUGUUGGGUUUUUCUUUUUCUUUUUCCUUUUUUUUUUUUUUUUUUUUUUUUUUUUUGGUUUUUUUUUUUUUUUUUUUUUUUUCUUUUUUUUUUUUUUUUUUUUUUUUGGAUCAAGCCAAAUUGUAUCUUUACUGCAAAAGUCCUGCUUUAAAGAAAAAAAACAGAAUGAAACAAAAAAAGGAUGUAUGUAAAUUUUUUUAAGCCUGUAAUUUUUAAGCCUACUAAAAUGUAGUAUUUUAUAAUUAAGAACCAAGCAGCCAUGAAAAUCCUGCUUUCUUCUUUUUUUUGGUCUGCGUAGGCAUAUAGGUGCACUUUGUAAAGAAGUGGAAAUAAAUGGGAAACUAAAUUGGUUGGGAGAAAUCAUAAGAAUUUUUAAUCUACUGAGGUAAAAAAUUAGGUCCUUUUUACUUUUUACCUUUUACAAUGGUACAGUUGUACAUUAUUUGUACCCAACUCAAAUUUCUGUAGGAUUUGGGCAGAGGGGAAAGGGUGUGGGUGAAAGACAGGGAUUACUGAUACAGUUGACAAAGUGCAAUAUAUUGUCAGUCACUGCAGCAUAGACAACAGCAGUUGAGAUUUAAAUUAUUUUGUACUUGUAUCAGCAUAAAAAAAUUCUUCAGUAUUUUCUGUUUUUAUUUUAAUUUUUAUUUUGCUUAUUUUUGGAUUAGUGAACUAAAUUAUUGUUAAUUAUGUACAACAUGUUUAUAUAUUGUCUGUAAAAAGUGUAUGCUUUCCUCAUAUUCCUUCAAGGUGAAUAUUGCUAAGAAUAAUAAAUACCUUUUUUGUGAAA